Molecule: messenger RNA, 1140 nt
Organism: Endocarpon pusillum Z07020
Lineage: Eukaryota; Fungi; Ascomycota; Eurotiomycetes; Verrucariales; Verrucariaceae
Exons: 3
Coding region: 1-1140 (379 amino acids)
Cellular component (GO): mitochondrion
Molecular function (GO): protein-containing complex binding
Source: RefSeq, a predicted model, not a curated record
AUGGUAUCCUGCCAGGCUAUCACAAGCUCUUUCCGGGCUGGACGAAGGUCUCUGGCUCCUACAAUACAACGACGUAGACUACAAGAUGUUGCCAUUACGCGGACUGGGAAGCCGAUCAUCAGAGUACAGGGGGGACGCUCUUCGUUAGGAGGAUAUACAGCCACUGUCUUUGGAGCUACAGGUUUCCUCGGCCGAUAUAUCGUCAAUCGUCUUGCCGGACAAGGGUGCAUGGUAGUAAUACCUUUUCGAGAAGAAAUGGCCAAGCGGCAUCUCAAACUCACGGGCGAUCUGGGAAGAGUCAACUUUUUGGAAUUCGAUCUGCGAAACACUCAAUCAAUCGAAGAGAGUGUAAGACAUUCUGACAUUGUUUUCAAUCUCAUCGGAAGGAAAUAUCCCACCAAGAACUUCAACUACCACGAUGUACAUGUGGAGGGGACCGAGAGGAUUGCGGAGGCUGUCGCAAAGUACGAUGUUGAUCGGUUCAUACAUGUGUCGUCUUACAACGCAGAUCCAAAAUCGCCGUCAGAAUUCUUCAGGACGAAGGGUCAAUCCGAAAUGGUAGCUCGCGAAAUCUAUCCAGAAACAACUAUAGUCAGACCAGCGCCCCUUUUUGGCUUCGAAGAUCAGCUUCUCCAUAAGCUCGCUGGUGUCGCGAACCUUUUCACUUGCAAUCAUAUGCGAGAACGAUUUUGGCCUGUUCACGCGAUUGACGUGGGAGAAGCUCUUGAGAGGAUUGCUUUCGACGAUACCACGGCCGGUCAAACUUUCGAGCUUCAUGGGCCUACUAAUUACUCCAUGGCGGAGAUUGCUGAGCUUAUCGACAAAGAAAUCAUCAAGAAGCGGCGACACAUCAACGUUCCCAAACGGUUACUCAAACCUAUAGCUCAUUAUCUAAAUAAAAUUCUGUGGUGGCAGCUUCUCAAUUCCCCGGAUGAAAUUGAACGGGAAUUCAUUGACCAAAAAAUCGAUAAAACUGCCAAAACAUUCAAAGAUCUGGGCAUGGAACCUGCUGAACUGGCCAACCUGACCUUCCACUACUUGCAAGAUUAUAGAAGUUCAUCUUACUAUGAUCUGCCACCAGCAACGACGAGAGAAAGAAGAGAAGAGAAGAAGUAUCUUCAUGUCAUUGAUGACCAAUAG